Dentiscutata erythropus is the source of this 225-nucleotide messenger RNA. The record is from the annotation of a GenBank genome assembly. NCBI's taxonomy places the organism in Eukaryota, Fungi, Glomeromycota, Glomeromycetes, Diversisporales, Gigasporaceae.
AUGCCAACAGAAAAAGAAAUGAUACUCCAAGACCUAUUGGCGGUUACUCCCUCCAUAGUCAUUGCUAAACCUCGUCCAUAUAAUAAAACCCAAGACCUUAUAACUCAAAUUAAUUUGAUCUACAAUCAAAUUAUGGAAGCCAAGACUCGUAGUAACCCCACUGGCAUCUUGGUUCACGCCUACUACCUAGAAGAAAGACUCAGCACCAUAAGUCCUGCUGACAAG